AUGUUUCUGAGCAAGAUUGUGGAUGCCAUCACUGGGAAAAAGGUGAAAGGAACAGUUGUGUUGAUGAAAAAAAAUGUUUUGGACUUCACUGACAUAAAGGCCUCAGUUGUUGAUGAAGUUGUUGAAUUCCUUGGCAAGAAAGUCUCUUUCCAGUUGAUCAGUAGUUCUGUUCAUGAUGAUCCUGAAAAUGGAUUACAUGAAGGGAAACUCAGCAAUCCAGCAUACUUAGAGAAUUGGCUUACCCACAUCACCCCAAUAAUAGCAGGGGAAUCAACUUUUAGUGUUACAUUUGAAUGGGAUCAUGAAGAGUUUGGAGUUCCAGGAGCAUUCAUCAUCAACAAUUUUCAUCUUAAUGAGUUCUUCCUCAAGUCACUCACACUUGAAGAUGUUCCUAAUCAUGGCAAAAUCCAUUUUAUCUGCAAUUCUUGGAUUUAUCCUGCUUCUAAAUACAAGUCUGACCGCAUUUUCUUUGCGAAUCAGGCUUAUCUCCCAAGUGAUACACCAGAACCGUUGCGGAAGUACAGAGAAAACGAACUAGUAACCUUAAGAGGAGAUGGAACCGGAAAGCUUGAGGAAUGGGACAGGGUUUAUGACUAUGCUUAUUACAAUGACUUAGGUGAUCCAGACAAGGGCAAAGAGUAUGCCAGGCCUGUCCUAGGAGGAUCCUCUGAGUACCCGUAUCCUCGUAGAGGUAGGACAGGCCGUGAACCAACCAAAACAGAUCCUAAUUCCGAGAGCAGGGUUCCAUCACUCAUGAGCUUAGACAUAUAUGUGCCAAGGGACGAACGAUUUGGUCAUGUGAAGAUGUCAGACUUCUUGACAUUUUUUUUAAAAUCCAUUAUGCAGACCUUACUCCCUGGGUUUGAGGGUUUGUUCGAUAACACGCCUAAUGAGUUUGAUAGCUUUGAGGAUGUACUUAAACUCUAUGAAGGAGGAAUCAAGUUGCCUGAAGGCCCUUUGUUGAAAACCAUUACUGAUAGCAUUCCCUCGGAGAUACUAAAAGACAUCCUUCAAACUGAUGGUCAAGGCCUACUUAAGUACCCAACUCCUCAGGUUAUUCAAGAGGAUAAAUUUGCAUGGAGGACGGAUGAAGAAUUUGGGAGAGAAACGUUGGCAGGAACCAAUCCUGUCUUAAUCAGUAGACUCCAAGAAUUUCCUCCUAAAAGCAAUCUGGAUCGUAACAUAUAUGGCAACCAAAACAGUACAAUUACCAGAGAGCAGAUAGAGGAUAAGUUGGAUGGACUAACAGUUGAUGAGGCAAUCAAGACAAACAGGUUAUUCAUAUUGAAUCACCAUGACUUCGUUAUGCCAUUAUUGAGGAGAAUUAACAUGUCGACAAACACAAAGACCUAUGCCUCAAGAACUCUUCUCUUCCUGCAAGAUACUGAAACUUUGAAGCCAGUAGCAAUUGAACUAAGCUUGCCACAUCCAAAUGGAGAUCAAUUUGGUAUUGUUAGCAAAGUAUAUACACCUUCUGAUCAAGGUGUUGAAGGUUCUAUCUGGCAGUUGACCAAAGCCUAUGCAGCAGUAAAUGACUCGGGCACUCAUCAACUCAUCAGUCACUGGUUAAAUACACAUGCAGUGAUGGAGCCGUUUGUGAUUGCAACAAAUAGGCAACUAAGUGUGCUUCACCCUAUUCAUAAGCUUCUCCAACCUCAUUUCCAUGAUACGAUGAACAUAAAUGCUUUAGCAAGACAAACCUUGAUCAAUGGUGAUGGAUUUAUUGAGAAGUUCCUUUUUCCUGCCAAAUAUUCCAUGGAAAUGUCAGCAGUAGCUUACAAAGAUUGGGUUUUCAAUGAACAAGCACUUCCUGCUGAUCUCAUCAAAAGAGGAAUGGCUGUUGAGGACUCGAUAUCCCCAUUUGGCAUUCGCUUGCUGAUUCAGGACUACCCAUAUGCUGUUGAUGGUUUGAAAAUCUGGUCAACGAUCAAAAUUUGGGUAACAGAAUAUUGCAACUUCUAUUACAAAUCAGAUGACACUGUACAGAAAGACAAUGAACUCCAAGCCUGGUGGAAGGAAAUUCGCGAAGAAGGACAUGGUGACAAGAAAGAUGAGCCCUGGUGGCCUAAAAUGCAAACUUUGCAAGAGCUCAUUGAUUCUUGCACCAUCAUAAUAUGGAUAGCUUCAGCACUUCAUGCCGCAGUCAAUUUUGGGAAUUACUCUUAUGGUGGUUACCUUGUUAAUCGCCCUAGUUUAAGCCGAAAAUUCAUGCCAGAACCUGGAAGUGCUGAAUAUGAAGAACUCAAGAUAAAUCCAGACAAGGUAUUCCUUAAAACAGUGGUUCCUCAGCAGCUGACACUGCUUGGCAUGUCCGUCUUAGAACUCUUGUCAAGGCAUGCUUCGGAUACACUUUACCUGGGGCAGAAUGAUUCACCUGAAUGGACAAAGGAUCAAGAACCACUUUUAGCUUUUGAGAGGUUUGGAAAGAAGCUGAGUGAUAUCGAGAAUCAGAUUAUACAGAUGAAUGGUGAUCAUAAAAAAUGGAAGAACAGGUCCGGGCCUGUUAAAGUUCCAUAUACCUUGCUCUUUCCCACAGGUGAAGAGGGACUCACAGGCAAAGGAAUUCCCAACAGUGUGUCUAUAUAAAACUUAGUAUUGAAUCCCCUUGUUGUGCUUGUU
Molecule: messenger RNA, 2619 nt
Organism: Solanum verrucosum
Lineage: Eukaryota; Viridiplantae; Streptophyta; Magnoliopsida; Solanales; Solanaceae
Product: probable linoleate 9S-lipoxygenase 5
Exons: 9
Coding region: 1-2586 (861 amino acids)
Biological process (GO): lipid oxidation
Molecular function (GO): protein binding; metal ion binding; oxidoreductase activity, acting on single donors with incorporation of molecular oxygen, incorporation of two atoms of oxygen
Source: RefSeq, a predicted model, not a curated record